UAUUGAAUAUUGCGCUUUCGGUUUAAUCAUAAGAUUUGUCUCAGUAUGGUACGCUCUUGCUGUGUUGUCAAAUGUUCAAAUCGUGAUGAUACGAAAGGAAAACAGAAAGGUCUACACUUUUUCAGAUUUCUCAAAGUCAGUCGAAAGCGUCGUGCUUGGAUAAAGGCAAUAAACAGAGAUGAUUUUGUGCCCAAUGAACACACCUGUGUGUGCUCAGAGCAUUUUGUGACUGGGUGGCACAGCGAGGACCCUGAAGAUGUGGAUUAUGCUCCAACUAUUUUUUCAUACAAAAUGAAGACAGUUAAUCCAGAGAGAGAAGAGAGAUUAGCCAGAAGAAAUUUAAAAAAAAUUAAGAAUUUCAUGUGUCAGUACAGAGAGAGCAGGAGCAAGAGAAGAAAAGUCUGGACUUUUCUUUAUUUGUACAUUCUUACUGCAAAGAUAAGGAAGAGGAGGAAUGUUUUCAUGUAG
Saccostrea echinata is the source of this 468-nucleotide messenger RNA. RefSeq names its product THAP domain-containing protein 3-like. The record is from RefSeq and is a predicted model, not a curated record. The coding region runs from base 46 to 468 and encodes 140 amino acids. NCBI's taxonomy places the organism in Eukaryota, Metazoa, Mollusca, Bivalvia, Ostreida, Ostreidae. The transcript has 4 exons.